Messenger RNA from Gavialis gangeticus (Gharial), 5538 nucleotides. Its product is annotated as ligand-dependent nuclear receptor corepressor-like protein. Gene Ontology annotation, biological process: regulation of transcription by RNA polymerase II. Gene Ontology annotation, molecular function: DNA binding. Lineage: Eukaryota; Metazoa; Chordata; Crocodylia; Gavialidae. The coding region runs from base 692 to 2353 and encodes 553 amino acids. The transcript has 7 exons. The record is from RefSeq and is a predicted model, not a curated record. Gene Ontology annotation, cellular component: nucleus.
CUUAAAUUCAGGGUCAUCUUGGAUUUGGGUGAAGAGGGUAAUUGGUUUUAAAUGUGAAUAGUUAUUGAGGAAUAUACAUCAAUGCAGAUAUUGGGUUUGAUAUUCAGUGUGAAGUCUAGCUAGCCAAGAUAGUGAGUGAACUACCAUAUUUACUCGAAUCCAAGAAAACUUUGAAAAUAAGGCAACCCCACAAGUAUUAGAUUCCUAGACAUGGGAAAUUAUACAUCUGUUGUUAUUUUGGAGGUUUGUCUUAAACUAAUCCCCCCAACCAUUGUGCCAGAGAAAGCAGUGGAUCUGAUCACCUUUCAUUCAGGUUAAGAAGUUGCAAAGCUCUUUCUUGAAGAAAGAUAGCUAAAAAAAAAUGUGAAUGACCACCAAAAACAGGUCACAUAUAAGGCCUGGUAACAAUAGAUUUGUGUGAAUGGAGAUUGUUAGGGGCUGAAUGUGGGAAGCUCAAUUUUGUUUGGUUGUCUGUGUCUCUGGGCAGAAGCAGGCAAUAAGAACACAGACAGCUGCAGAGAGAAAUUAAGGAAAAAGCAAGAAGAGUACUCUUGGCAUGUCUCUGAAAGAAAGUCAAAAGAGAACAUGUGCAAAGUUUUGACUGGGAAAAAAAUUGGAAUUGUUGACAAAAGGAACAGCCUUCUGUUGUUUGUUUGGCUCCUGUGGUGUUCAGGGAAAUGGGACUCUUUACAUGCAUAGUUUUGAAAGUAUUUUAGAAGGGCUUUAUGGACCAAGGCUACGAAGAGACCUCAGUUUAUUUGAAGACUGUGAGCCAGAAGAGUUGACUGACUGGUCUAUGGAUGAGAAAUGUUCCUUUUGUAACUUACACAAAGAAACAGUCAGUGAUCGUACACCAAUUAUUGGUUCUUCACAGUCAACACCUACAGAGGAACUGACAUCUCAGGGCCAGUCCAACACUGAUAAGAUUGAAUGCCAAGCAGAAAAUUAUCUAAAUGCACUCUUUCGAAAGAAAGAUCUUCCUCAGAACUGUGAUCCUAACAUUCCCCUAGUUGCUCAGGAAUUAAUGAAAAAGAUGAUCCGUCAGUUUGCAAUUGAAUAUAUUUCAAAAAGUAGCAAAAUUCAAGAAAAUAGAAAUGGUUCAUCAUUUGAACCAGGUCUGAUAUGUAAAAGUAUCCAAAUGAACCAAACGGAAAACUCCCUUCAGGAAGAACAGGAUAGCCCUCUAGACCUCACUGUGAAUCGAACUCAAGAACAGAAUACUCAGCAAGGGGACGGAGUGCUAGAUCUCUCUACAAAGAGAAGCGCAAGGUUGGAAGAGUCAAAAUAUGAUCCAUCGUGUUCUGAAAAUUCAGUGUCUGGGAGACUACACAGACACAGAGAGGACUAUGUGGAAAGAAGUGCUGAGUUUGCAGAUGGUUUGCUCUCAAAAGCUUUGAAAGACAUUCAGUCUGGAGCACUGGACAUAAAUAAAGCAGGCAUACUUUAUGGCAUACCUCAAAAAACUUUACUUCUCCACUUAGAAGCCUUACCAGCAGGAAAGCCUGCACCUUUUAAAAAUAAAACUCGAGAUUUCAAUGAUAGUUAUUCAUUUAAAGACAGUAAAGAAACUUGUGCAGUGCUGCAAAAAGUAGCCUUGUGGGCAAGAGCUCAAGCAGAGCGCACAGAAAAAAGUAAACUCAGUCUACUUGAAACCUCAGAAUUAAAAUUCCCAACAGCUUCCAGUUACCUCCACCAGUUAACUCUACAAAGAAUGGUCACUCAAUUUAAAGAAAAAAGUGAAAGUCUACAAUACGAAACUUCAAAUCCUACCGUACAGUUAAAAAUUCCUCAGCUAAGAAUAAGUUCUGUAUCCAAACCACAAUCUGAUAGUGCUGGUCUUUUAGAUGUUAUGUAUCAUGUUUCCAAAACCUCUUCCGUCUUAGAAGGAUCAGCUCUUCAAAAAUUGAAAAACAUACUCCCUAAACAGAACAAAAUUGAAUGUUCUGGACCUGUAACUCACUCAAGUGUUGACUCCUACUUUCUGCAUGGGGACCUCUCUCCUUUGUGUCUUAAUGCUAAGAAUGGAACAGUUGAUGGAACCUCAGAAAAUACAGAAGAUGGUUUGGAUCGCAAAGAUAUUAAGCAGCCAAGGAAGAAACGUGGUCGCUAUCGGCAAUAUGACCAUGAAAUAAUGGAAGAAGCUAUUGCAAUGGUAAUGAGUGGGAAAAUGAGUGUUUCCAAAGCACAAGGAAUUUAUGGGGUACCUCACAGCACUUUAGAAUACAAAGUUAAAGAAAGAUCUGGAACACUGAAGACUCCGCCGAAGAAGAAACUCCGAUUACCAGACACUGGGUUAUUUAAUAUGACAGAUUCAGGGACUGGCAGCUGCAAAAACAGCAGCAAGCCUGUGUAGAUUUAUUGUUAGCAAAUUGUUUUUUGUGUGUGUAUGUAUGUCUGUAUACACACAUGUGAGAAGUACAUAUGUUCACUCUUACAGAAGACAUGAAAUGAUACCGUUCAAAAACCACAUACAUGCCUUUUUGAAAAAUAGUUUUAUUCAGGGUUUUCACUGUGGACAGAAUUAUAGAGUUGCUCACUUAAUUCUGAUAGUGUGUAUUUAAUAUAAUCCUUGUACAAAUAGGUGAAAAAGAUUCAGGUUUUAUUUAGUAGUCAAUAGCAUAAAAUGUUUUGGGAAAACAAGUAUUUGUCAUGUGAAGCAUUAUUUUUAAUUGGUAAAGAACCACCCUAGCCAUUCAAUAAACCAUCUAACUAUGGAAAUACAGAAUUAAUGGUUUUCAAACUUUAAUACUUCACAAAAUACUUGCAAUAAAUUGUAAGUAACUCAGAUUAUACAAAUCAAGGGAUUUUUUUCUUCUUUUAAAAGAACUAGUUCCUUACCAAGGAAGUGGACGUGUGAAGUAUUAGUAGGAUAUAGUACAUUCUGUGGAAGAAGAAAUACAUCAUAACUAAAUAUCCAAUACAAAUAAAAAAAACAAUUUCAUUAAUAAAAAUGUGUGUUGGCAGACAUAAAACUGCAUUUUUAUCAUUUUAAGAGUUUUGUUGUUGAUUUAGCAAGAAUUGGUGUUUACAAAAUAUACUUAUGAAACUGACAAAUUACUGUAGCUAUAGAAUUAUUAAAUAUGAAAUAAGAUGGAAUACUAAGAGCAUAACCUAAUUUAAACUUUAUUAAUAUAAUUUUCCUUUUUAGUUUGGAAAAUAAACUUGUAAGGUAUAAGAAGAAAGUUGGAAUGCAACUUAGAGCAUGUUCAUAAUGUGCACAGAAUGAGCUUGAGAAUGGUUAUUUUGGUUUAAAUGUGCUGGUUAGUUGAUGUUAUGACUACUUAAAAUUUAUUUAAGGAUUGUGUCACACUCCUAUUGAAACCUCACUAUAACUGAAAUGUAUUGCUGCUGUGACAUUUCAAAAUCUUUUCAGUUUAUCAAAAUGAAUAUCAAGUUUUCAUUUUGGUGGGCCGUUACAUUAUCAUUUUGCUAAUAACCAAAUUUGCAGUUCAGGGUCUUGAUAGAAAUACAAAUAUUAAACAGUAAAGCUGUUUUGAACUCUCAUUAGUAUAAAUUCUUUAUAAAUUUGGUAGUUAGAAGCUAGGCCAUUCACUUUAAAUAGAUAACUUAUAAUAGAAUCUAAGAGAGACCAGUUAUCUUCAGAUUGCAGUUUUUAUGUGAUUUUCAAAAUAUUUACAUUGGAUUUUAUAGACUAUGUAAUUUUGGUGGUAUAAUGUCAUAAAGCAUAUGUUAACAUAUGAAGAAUGAGGGCUUGCUUUAUAUGUUCAAAAUUCAACAUCAAUGCCCUUUUUCCAUUUAAAAAUUAGGUUUAGAUUAUUUCUAGACACAUGAUUUGGCUUAGAAAAAACACUUUUAUUUUCCUUUUAAAAUUUUGCACACAUACAUUUUCAAGUAUGUUUUUCACUCAAAUGUGCUGAUGUAGAGAUAAAUUUGCCUACGCAUCCUAUCUGAAUAUAAGACUACAUUAGCCAUGCAGGGGUCACAUCACUUCAUCAACUUUUAGAUAGGCUUGCUGUUGAACUAAUUCAAUGGUGAGUUUAUGUUUAAAAUUUUCAAAAUCUAGUCCUUGGUUAUUUACCUUAUUACAGUCAAUUAUUUAUAUUUUUAAACAAAUGAAUCUGUAAGAAAUUAAAACUGCACAGCCAGUAUAUCAGUUCUUUGGUCUCUUAGAUCUAUACUGAAUCCUCUUCAGCUAUUAAGUUUUACUUGCAUAUUAGAAAAUGAAUCCUUUUUUUUUAACAGAACUGUACCUAAUAACAAAGGGAUCACAAAACAGCAGAUGUCAGGGUCAUCUUUCAUUUUAAAGAAGUAAGCCAUAUUUAGUGAGGGCCAGAAAGAUUAAUUUGUUAAUAUAUCCCCCACUGGAAAAUAAAGUUGAAAAUACUUAAAUGUUUCAAAAACUCUCUUUAUACAGAAUUUUACUUGCAAACUUUUGGGCUUCAGUAUAUUGCCUAAUAUUUGUACCAUGCUGAAGUUUUUUAUUCCUCAGACAAUAUUAUAAAUUGAGUCAGAAGUUUAUAUUGAAGGCAAUUUACAGUACAUUUUUAUAUCAUUUAAAAGAUGACCUGACCAAAUAAUUGACAGGAUUCAUAAAAUCAGGGAUCAUUUUACUAUUGACUUAACAGUGAUUAGUAGUUUUGUAUGUAAUAUUAUAAUUAAUUUUCUGCAUUUUAGUAAUUGUAUUUAUUUAUUUUUUGGUCAGAAAUAGUAUAUUAAAAUAUUUUUUGAUAGUUUAUAGAUGAUACUCAACAUGUAAGUGUUUAAAAGAAACAGAAUUAUUUGUUUCUAAUUAUUAGGCUAACCUUUGAUUAUACAAGUAAGGAAAGGCAGGGAAAUGUUUAGGUUCCCCUUCCCCCAUCCUAGUGUAUUCCAUUUAAAUGUCAUUUAAAUUAUACUUUUUGAACUGUUUUAUAAAUUCAGUUACCAGUCACUACUUAGUAAUUGACAAUUUCUGAAAAUUCAUGUUUCAGCAGACUUUUAAAUGAAGGCGAAAGCAAGCCCUACAUGCUUUCUACUUAUUUGAAUGUUUCUCAAGUAUUUUAUAUUAAAAAACAGUGCCUCUGUUUUUAGAACUACUGCUCAGUAAAGUUGUUUAAACCAUUUCUGGUAGCUAAUGACAAUUUUAUAUUAAAUUGUAUAUUAACUUUAGUGAGACUGAUUUUUUUAGUUGUUUACAGUACAAAUACUUGUAUUUGUUUUUUAAUUGCAGUAUUUCCAUUGUCGCAGUAAUUUAGUAAAACUCUGUGGCUGCCUUGAUUUUUGACAGAUUUUGUUAAUAACUGAUUUUUAGGCAAUUAGUUAUAUUUAUGCAUAAAUCAAUUGCACUAUAAUUCAUGAAUUAUUUAUUACAAUAUUUUCUAAUGAAUUUCAUGUAUUUGUCUUGUGUUGUAAAUGUACUGUAAUUCUGUUUCUUCUUUGUGUUGUUAUAUACCUAAAUCUGAUUGUAUGAAUUUAAUUGUUUAGUUAACGUGUUUCUACGUUGUAAUUUGUAGUAAAGCACUUCAAUGCUUUUGCACAUAAAUUUACAACAACACUGAUGUGUGAUUGAUUUGCUCAUUCAGUAAAAAAAAAAAAAAA